AAAAAUGUGAGUAUUUUAAACGGAAUACGUUUUGCCUUUCCCGCACAAAGAAGAUACACUCAUUUGCCUCCGAUGAGUGUAGUACAAACGAGCCCUAAUAUCCAGACUGCAAUGAAUUUCACAGUAAUUUCAAAAUUUUGAAAAUCCACAUCCCAAUUCUUAACCAUGUCAGCGCCGACGACUGACGCCGCCGCCGGCACCAGUGAGGACCGUCGGCAAAUCCACAACAACAACAACAACGCAGAGAACUCGGACGGCAGUACCACCAUGGCGAUGCAAAGGAAGCGAGCUCGAAGAGUGAGCUUUGCGGAGAUGACUUCUGUACACUUCUUCGACCGUGAUGAAGAGUACGAAACCCCUCCGAACCUCUCCGGCAAAGCUGAAAAUAACAGUGAACGUGAAGAGGUGAACCUAGGUUUUGAUCAAUUGGUGGAGGAUCCCAAAGAGUCCUGGUUGCGCAACGAGGAUAGAGAAGAUGGAGACGAAGGAAAUGAUGAGGAUGAGGACGAGGAUGUGGAUGAUGAGAUGGCCUUGCCUAGGUCGUUUUUAAGACCUGAGGAAUCACCUUCUCCUGGCAGCAAUUUUGGUUCUGCUACUUCAAAUGACGAAGAUAAUUUUUUCGGCCCAGUAUCUCCCAAUUUUAUAAGGCCAGGCCGGCUAUCAGAUUCAGCAGCGUCAGACGAAAAUCAUGAUAUUACUAUGGAUUCAACAGCUUUCUCCAUGCACUUCCGUAGAUUUGUUAGAUCAGAUUCAGGGAUAGACUUGAAGACCCCUACAGAAGUAUCAUUCGAAGAGAAAACACCGACACAGACCAGUCAGCGUAGUUCCAUGGAACUGACAAUGGCCAAUAAGCCAAUUUCUCAAUCUUCUAUGCCCGUUGCCAAUUUUAGUGGCAUUAGUGAUUCGAGUGACAUGAGUUUGAUUGGAGAAAACUUGCGAAGAUAUGAUUACGGGAGACUCUCUCCUGAUUUAGAAGCUCUUUUAGCAGAAGGCCGAGGGAGAUUGCAUGCAGUUUCUGUUUCAGGAGAUAUCAGUGUUUCAAAGUCACCAACAAGCAAGGAAAUGGAGGUUGGAAGUACAAUGAAGGAUUUAAGUGGAAAUGGAGAACAAGAAGCAAAUGCAGUUGUUAGUCUUAAUAUGCCACUUGAACAUUCAUGCCAGAAAAUCGACACAGAUGAUGGUUAUAAGUUUCUUUCUAGUGUUGAUGGUGAUUCAUCACUUAGAUCCACUGUUCUAGCCCCGGAUAAUUAUGACGAUAGAGUAAACCAGUCACCGAAGCAGUUAAGUAACGAUUUUGGUGAAAAUAAUAAGUCUGUCAAUGAUGCUUCUGUAGUAGAAAAUAGUGAAGCCCUAUGUAGUAACAAUGGUGAGCUUGGUGAAUUUUUUGGGUUCCCAUCUGGUGGGGAAUCUCCGUUGGUGGAUUUAGUGUCCUCUUCACCAGCUAUACAUAGACUAAUUGUCAUGGGUAGUCCUUCACCUGUCAAACAAAAUUUAACGGCAGUGUCUUUCCUGGAAGAUCCCAUUUCCUUUUUGAGCAAUGAAAAGAGAGGACCUUGGACAAGUUCAGCAUCCCUCCAGAAGAGCAUUUCCAAACUUGAGAGGCUUGAGGCUUCUGCACUCUCUUCUUCCAGUGGUGACAGAAUCCCCAAUAUGAGCGUUAGGGCUUUAGAAUUUCCAAAAACACCUCCUUUGGAUUCUAUAUUGAAGAAAAGGAACCUAGAUAUGGGAGUCAAAUGUCUGGAUACCUCUAUGACUUGUACAGAGGAGCAAUUUUCAGGUACUACUAUGAAAGAGGGUGAAAGAAAAACGUUCACCCUGAGUGGUAGUAGGAGUAAGGCUCUUUCAAGCAGUGAAGAUGUAAUUCAAUGUGAACAAUCUUUUGGUCCAGAAAAGCAGGGGAAAUCUCUCAAUCAGCUUGAUGCUGGUAUUCUCCCAAUGGAUCAGCCGUUGAAGCCUGCAGACCCCUUGUCUUCAUCAAGGUUUUCUUUGUCAGGGAAGAAAAAUGACAUGUUUACACCAAAUGACCUCAGGCAGAAGAUAUCACUGAUUUCUAGAACUGAUUCCCCAUUGGUUGAUUAUUCAGGACGGGGGGAAGUGAUUGCUAUUGCUCAAAAAUUGUUUUUUACUCCAGAAAAGUCCUUGCAGUCAAAGUGGACUGAACAUCAAUCUAGCCCCUUUAAAGAAUCAAAGUUGGAUGAUGAACAUCUGAAAAGCUUUGGGCCAGUAAAAAAUGCAUCUUCAAUUAGUAAUGCGACAGAUGGACCAUCUGCGACUGCAACGGCUGGCAACUGGUAUUCUUCAUCCACAUUAACUGAAGAGCAGUCUGGUUCAAUUGUCGAAGGCAGCAAAGUGUUAAGGCAACCAGACAAGACACAUAGCAUAGAAGCUAAACUCCUUGAUCAAACUAAUGAACUGGGAAGCAAUGAGGACUCGAGAAUCUCCAGGGAUGGGAGCUCUCAUCUAUCGUCAGCAAUAUUAGAUGGGAAUAUUCAGUAUGAAACAGGCCUCCCUAAACCUGAAAUUGAUCCCCGAGAGCGAAAUCAGUCUUCUUUUGCUUGUGCUGCUUCUUCCUCUAUUCAGAAUUUAGAAUUGUGGGUAGUUGAAAAGACUCCCGUAAGAAGGUCUUCACGAAGUCCAUCAGCAAAGGGGCUUCACUCGCUGCCGCAAUCCAACUCUACAUGUUUCUCGAUAGACAGAGUGAUGCAAUCUCCUAGAUCCAAUCAAUCUAUUGGCAGACCUAGAAACUCUUCUGCUCAUAAAAGAAACAGUGAAGAGUUGACAUCUGGAGAUAUGGAACACACAAAUGAAAGUAUCACGUCUCAUAGGAGCCCAAAACUCCAGAGAGGGGUUGGUUAUUAUUCAGGAACUUCGGGAAAUCCUGAUGAUAGUGGAAAAGAAAUGCACAGAGUUCAUGAUGAACUCAGACAGUGGAAAGAUAUUAAUUCCAAAUUUAUGAAGGCAGAUGAGUGGAUAUCUUUGCCUAAAGAGAGGCUUACUAUGCCAGCGAUUGAAAUGGUGGAAGACAUUGUCACCCGGAUGCAGAAGGCAAAGACAUACGAUAUUUUGCACAGUCAAAUUCUCACUCAGAAAACGUCAGUUUCCAAUUUUCAGGGGAAAAGAGCUGUUGAAGCAAUAAUGUUGUUAUGUCAGCUUGUACAUGAGAAAGCAAAGUUUCACUUGAGGCUUGUGAAGAAGGAGAAACUGCUGGAAAAAUGUCAACUCUUGAAUUCUGGAAUUCAGAAGUCUCAAAUGUCAAAGAUCAAUCAUUCACUUCAUAAUUCUGUAACUGUAUCAAGAGGCACCCAGGGUGAUAUAAUUUCUAGUGAGAGCUCAUCAGCCUGUGACAGGGCUCUGCAGGAGGUGCCUCAUAAUAAAGUGUCCACUAUCAAGGAGGCUUUGGAAAUUUCAGAAAGAAAAGUUGCAACUUUGACUGGAUCUUUGCAUUCUUCCUUGAAACUUAAGGGGGAACCAAAUUGUGCCGAUACUAUCAUUUCCGUUAAGGAACAACUAAUGAGGAGAUCGUGUUGUAGAUUCCUACGUCAAGAUUUGCAGAUGUGUGUCAUUCAGAAUGUGAGGAAAGGGAAUGGCCAUUACGAUGUCAUCCUCAACUAUCUUGAUUUACUGGUUCAAAGUUUGAAGGUGACUGUUGGUCCAGACCCAAAUAUCAUCAUCUCUAACAAUUUGAAUGAUGUACUAAUCACAAAGAAUUUCCCAAAUAUCAAUGCUUGUGCUGCAUUGAGAUUUGUGUUAAAGGCUGAGAUUUCAAAAAAAUUUGGUGCUAGGACUCCGGCGCAAGAAAUGCAGGUUACCCGUUCCCUUUUAGGCAACUCCCUUGAUGUGGUCGCAGAGGUGCAAAAGGCACAAACACAGUUCCGUAACUUGGCUGAUAUUACCUUUUCCGCUCCAACUGUUGAGAAACUUGAGUUGCAGCUUCAUUUUAUGAAUUUUACUACUGGCAAGAAGGUGAAGCUGACACUAGACGUAUCAUGCUUGAAUAGAGGAGUCUAUCCUUCAGAAGUUGUUCCAUCCCAGUUUGCAGCUCUAGCUGUUCCCGCGAAACAUUCUGAUGAUCCACUACUUGGUGAAAUUAGAGAUGCUGUCAAAAGCCUUAGAUCUGGAUACAUGAGGAUUAUACGGUUAUGUGAUUGUAUUUCGCAGGUGGUUCAAGUCUCAGGUGGAUAACUUAAGCAGAACGGAAAAAUUAAACAACUUGGAUGAAUGGACUCUUAUUGGGGCUGCCACUGCAUGGAAGGCAUACAAACUUACCCUUGCAUGCUGCUAUAGUUGUCAAAUGCAGAGUGUCACAAUUCUCGCAGGUCCUCUACUGUGGUGACAAUCGCAUCAUAUGUUGAAUGAUAGGGCGAGACUAUAGCUGAAUGUAUAACUUGUUUCCUUUGAUGCUGAAGUAUUGUCCUCGGGGCAUUCUCCCAGGUCUGUUUUUUUCUCCAAACCCUUCUUAUUUUCUUGUUUUCCUUUCUGUGGACGAGGGGUCUAAAAUGUAGAACUAGAAUGAUCAGUGUGUACUUUAAUGAAGUAAUAUAAGUUGCGAGGCUAGCUGCAUUUUACUCAUGCACAUGUCUCCCUAAUGAAAGUGUGAAAA
Messenger RNA from Solanum dulcamara, 4600 nucleotides. RefSeq lists its product as uncharacterized. The coding region runs from base 166 to 4182 and encodes 1338 amino acids. Lineage: Eukaryota; Viridiplantae; Streptophyta; Magnoliopsida; Solanales; Solanaceae. The record is from RefSeq and is a predicted model, not a curated record. The transcript is spliced from 16 exons.